UAACACACUGCAACCCUUGAUGACCAUACUAAUAGAUGACUAGUAAGGGGGGCUUAUUAUUAGGUCAUUUCAAAAUUGGCUCUAAUUUGUGCCUUAUGUACACAAAAGGACGAUAAAUUUAACAGGAUAUAUCAUUAACAAUGAUAAACGCAAUAUUUCAUGAUCUAGAAUAGCGCGAAUUGAGCGCCAUAUUUAUCUUCAGAAAAGUGACACCCCUGAUCGUUGGAUCGCCAUUAAAGGUUUGGUCAAUGAACAACGUUGCUCGGCUCUUCACCUACUCCUUUUCUCCUGCCGCGGUCUCCCCCCUCAGCCAGACCACACCGUAAUAGAGUCGCCAACAUGGACUAAAAAAAACAAGUAUGACGGCCUUUUCUCUCAUGGCAGGACGGUGGAGAAGUCAUUUAUCAGUUGUGUCAAAGGAGCAAAGGUGAGCGUUGGCCAUGGCGGCUUUCUUGCUGCACUGCUUGAUCCUAACGGCGAUAACGACAUGGAAAGGUGUGUGCGUGACGCAUGCAAAGCAAACAAGAUGGCCUCUGUAUUCCCAGACGCCCGUUCUUCUUGUCUGGAAUGCCCCCACGCAGGACUGCGCCCCGCGCCAUGGCGUCACUUUACCUUUGGAGCAGUUUCACAUUGUGGCCUCACCCAACGAGGGCUUCACCCGGCAAAAUCUCACCAUAUUUUACAAGGAGCGCCUCGGUUUGUACCCCUACUAUGAGCAGGACGAAACCGCAGUCAAUGGGGGCCUCCCGCAGCUCGCCAGCAUCACCCAACACUACGAAAAGAUGCCGGAAGGCGUGCAGAAGUACAUACGUGAGCCUAAGGCCAAAGGUUUGGCUGUCAUCGACUGGGAGGAGUGGCGGCCUUUGUGGAUCAGGAAUUGGGAUUUUAAAGACAUCUAUCGCAGUCAGUCCCGGAAGAUGGUGCUGAAGAAGAACCCGGCAUGGAGCCAGGAGCAAGUUGCGAAGGUGGCCCAGCAGGAGUUUGAACUGUCUGCUAAGAAAUUCAUGCUGGAAACUCUGAAGCUGGCGAAGAACCUGAGGCCCAAUCAGCUCUGGGGCUUCUACUUGUUUCCGGAUUGCUACAACCACGACUACAGGAGUGGCCUGAAGGACUACACGGGCCGCUGCCCUGCACUGGAGAUGGCCCGCAACGACCAGCUCAACUGGUUGUGGAUGGAGUGCACGGCGCUCUUCCCGUCCAUCUACAUGGGAUCCAUGCUGAGCUCCACUCAGCAUGGCCGCCUCUUUGUGCGCAACAGGGUGAAGGAGGCUAUGCGCCUGGCAUCUGUUGGCGAUGGAUUAGCACGCCCUGUUUUUGUCUACACCCGACCCACGUACAUGAACCAGAUGACCCUCCUCACUGAGACUGAUCUGGUGUCCACCAUUGGUGAGAGCGUGGCAUUGGGAGCGGCGGGCGUCAUCUUCUGGGGGGACUCCUCCUACUCGAGUGACAGCAGCUGCUCGUCCCUGAAAGACUAUCUCAACGGUCCGCUGGGCCGCUACCUGCUCAACGUGUCCACGGCGGCUGAGCAGUGCAGCCGGGCGCUGUGCCACCUCCACGGCCGCUGUUUGCGCAAGCGGGCGGACGACGACGCGUACCUCCACCUCAGCGCCUCUCAGCACACUAUCAGCCGCCAGGGCGGCCGCCUGAAGGCGAGCGGCGAGCUCGGCAAGGCCGAACUGGCGCUUUUGCGCAAACGUUUCCAGUGCCAGUGCUACAGCGGGUACCAGGGCGAGGCCUGCGCUCAGAAAGAGACGGGCCAAAAUAGAGCUCCCUCUGUUCUAAUAACCUGGUCGCUGAGCUUCGUACUCCCGCUAGGACUCCUCAUGCUGCUACACUGAGGAAGUGAAGCAACCCAAAAUAAUCAGCGCUCGUGCCAAGCAACAACCUGAAUAACAAUAUUUGGACUGUGGAGUGUAAAAUGAAAAUCCUUGAAGAUAAGUUCCUUGUUCCUUACAGUAGUCAUAUUUUCCAAAUGUGCUCACGACAACAAACGAUGUAAGCGUGGCAAAAUGCUUCAGAAGAUCUUCCAAAUGCUGGAUCAGACCCUGUGACAGAUUGUACGUUAAAAACAAUCCCUUAAAUAACUCUUCAGUUCCCCAUGUUGUGUCCCUUCCCACAGCUACCAACCCGGAUGAGCGACCACACUUGCUCUAUAAGGGAACAAAAGAACAAUCUUGAUUAUCUUAUCUUUUACUCCAUAGGGUUGAAUAUGAUGUCGGUCCACCUUUUGCAGCUAUUACAGCCUUAACUCUUCUGGAAAGGCUGUCCACAAGGUUGCGGAGUGUGUUUAUAGGAAUUUGCGACCAUUCUUCCAAGAGCGCAUUUCUGAGGUCACACACUGAUGUUGGUUGAGAAGGCCUGGCUCUUAGUCUCCGUUCUAAUUGAUCCCAAAGGUGAUCUAUCGGGUUUAGGUCAGGACUUUGUGUAGGACAGUCAAGUUCAUCCACACCAGACUCUGUCAUCCAUGCCUUUAUGGACCUUGCUUUGUGCACUGCUGCACAGUCAUGUUGGAAGAGCAAGGGGCCUGCUCCAAACUGUUCCCACAAGGUUUGGAGCAUAGAAUUGUCCAAAAUGUUUUGGUAUCGUAGAGCAUUCAAAGUUCCUUUCACUGUAACUAAGGGGCCAAGCCCAACUCCUGAAAAACAACCCCACACCAUAAUUCCACACUCGGCACAAUGCAGUCCGAAAUGUACCGUUCUCCUGGCAACCUCCAAAACCAGACUCGUCCAUCAGAUUGCCAGAUGGAAAAGCGUGACUCAUCACUCCAAAGAAGGCGUCCCCACUGCUCUAGAGUCCAGUAGCAACGUGCUUUACACCACUGCAUCCAACGCUUUGCAUUGGACUUAGUGAUGUAUGGCUUAGAUACAGCUGAUCAGCCAUGGAAAACCCAUUCCAUGAAGCCCCCUGCGUACUGUACGUGGGCUAAUUGGAAAAUCACAUGAAGUUUGGACAUCUUUAGCAACUGACUGUAAAGAAAGUCUCUUUGCACUAUGCGUUUCAGCAUCCGCUGACCCCUCUCUGUCAGUUUACGUUGCCUACCACUUGGUGGCUGAGUUGCUGUUGUUCCCAAACUCUUCCAUUUUCUUAUAAUAAAGCCAACAGUUGACUUUGGAAUAUUUAGGAGCGAGGAAAUUUCACGACUGAAUUUGUUGCACAGGUAGCAAGCACCCUAUGAAAGUUCCACGCUGGAAAUCACCGAGAACAGCCCAUUCUUUCACAAAUGUUUGUAGAGACAGUCUCCAUGCCUAAGUGCUUGAUUUCAUACACCUGUGGCCGCGCCAAGUGAUAAUGUCACCUGAUUCUCAUCAUUUGGAUGGGUGGUCAAAUACUUUCGGCAAUAUAGUGUACAUCAAAAAUCAGCCCCUGCCAGUAGUUUCAUGGACUGUCACGAAAUGUGGUUCAGGAAAAGCUUCAAGAGCUCAUGUUUGAAGACAUAAUCACCAAAAAUGAUUCCCGGUUGCGGCCACCGCUGCUGCUCACUGCUCCCUUCACCUCCCAGGGGGUGAUGACGGGUGAUGGGUCAAAUGCAGAGAAUAAUUUCGCCACACCUAGUGUGUGUGUGACAAUCAUUGGUACUUUAACUUUUAACAUAGAGGAAGUUGGCCAAAAACUGUGGUUAUACUUCUCCCAAAUUAAUAUUACGGAUACGAUACUCAGAAAUUGAAGUAUGUUGGGCUCUCCCAUGAGAUGUCAGAGGAAGCUUUGGGGACGGCGUGGCGCGGUUGGGAGAGUGGCCGUGCCAGCAACCUGACGGUUCAUGGUUAGAUCCCCACCUUUUACCAACCUCGUCACGUCCGUUAUGUCCUCGAGCAAGACACUUCACCCUUGCUCCUGAUGGAUCGUGGUUAGGGCCUUGCAUGGCAGCUCCCUCCAUCAGUGUGUGAAUGGGUAAAUGUGGAAGUAGUGUCAAAGCGCUUUGAGUACCUUGAAAGUAGAAAAUCGUUAUACAAGUAUAACCCAUUUUCCAUUUGAUGACUAGCUCAGCAACACCAAACCUGAACAACUUUGCUUUCACAUGGUCGGACUUGACUAGUAAUCCGUGUGUAUGAUGAAAAUGGCACCCUGACGACAUGAUGUCCCUUCCUUGACGGAGUCCUGGCAGAAACUCGGAUUUGCGUAGCGAUGCCAGGCCUGCUCAACUGUGCUGCAGCUCUGCUAAUUUUUUGUUUUAGUCACAUUUCAUGCUGAAUACGUGAGUGGUAACAAAUGAGGACACACUUCAUAGUUUUCAGGUUGUCUUACAUAAACAGCAUUUCCACAUGCUAAACAACAUAAUACCAAAAGAUGAUCAAUUAUUACAAAUCAUCCAGCUAGCUAAGGAAUUGUAUUCAAGCUCAUCAUGUUGGUUUCAGCAUUUCAUUUCUCCUGUAAGAAACCAAAAUAGUUGAAGAUUAUUAUUGUAUUAUGUGUUCUUUAUUGUGAGCGAUUUUCUAAAACCUCAUGACUGAACCUGCCAGUUUUUGUGUUGUUGUUGUUUCUGAUCGUUUACAGAUGUCAUAAUUGACAUCUUUCUAUUGCAGUCUUCAUCUCAGCAUGCUGCUGGUCAACACCGUGCAAGGAAAUGAUAAUCCUAUCUCUUCAUGUAGGGCUGUGAAAGUUGUAUGAGUAUGGAAAAAAAAAACUGAUGGAUAUUUAAGCUGCCGUCCUGCUUCCGGGGGGACAAACCCCCACCUUUCUCCAUAUUGAACGGCAUAUGUGUCAAUACUUAGUUGUAAAUGGUUCAACUGCCUGACUUGAAAUUGCGUCAUUCUUUUCUUUGAUGUCGGAGUUCCUGUCAAUGCAGCUGUGAUGACACCAUCGAUGCUAUUUCUGUUAUUCUUGGUAGCUGGGGCUCUCUGGGCAGUUUACAUCUACAGUAGGUACUGUAUUUAUUCUCCAUGCCAAAAUGUCCAAAAAAGGGUAUUUAACUGCCGAAAAGGAAUAUCACAAAAGGCAGUGGAAUGUUUACUAUGCUGCAAACGUAAUGACAUUCUGCACUUUAACACGUUUUCCGUCACAUGACGUUUUUUUUUUUGUUUUUUGUUUUUUUACUGCGGGUACAAGACGGGCGUACUCACAAUGCAAUAAUAGUUUUGUUGUAAUCACCUGGUUUGUCACUACCUUUAUGUUUCUAAUGCCUUACUUUGCUCAACUGCAAUAAAAGAAAUGACACCGUCUGA
This is a messenger RNA of Nerophis ophidion (straightnose pipefish), 5162 nucleotides long. Its product is annotated as hyaluronidase-2-like. Gene Ontology annotation, biological process: carbohydrate metabolic process; hyaluronan catabolic process. Lineage: Eukaryota; Metazoa; Chordata; Actinopteri; Syngnathiformes; Syngnathidae. The transcript is spliced from 3 exons. Gene Ontology annotation, molecular function: hyalurononglucosaminidase activity; hyaluronoglucuronidase activity. The record is from RefSeq and is a predicted model, not a curated record. Bases 441 to 1841 code for a protein of 466 amino acids.